GUAGGUGGAUGGCGACUAUCAUAUCCGAAAUGACCUUGGUGCGAUCGAUUAUGUCCUAAACGAAUGGUUUGAAAUUGUACAUAUAUUACUCACUUAUCGUAUGUAGAAUAACAGAAUUUUGGGUAAACGUACGAGAACUACAGAAAAUUCCAUCAUGGCAUAUCCUCAAAAUUCAUACCUUCAAACCACCUUCACCACCCCAGGAUUCAUUAGUCGAAGACGAGAAGUCGUGUAUUCAACAACACUAUUAUACCAGCUGAAAGUUUUGAAAACGACAGGAAGAUACGAUGCGUUUAAAUUAAAAUGGCAUGCAUCAUACCACGAUGAACCGGAUGUUUGGCCAGUGCCUAACCAUUUAUUCUGGGAUUCGGAUGUUGCGAAGUGGAUCGAGGGAGCUUGUUAUUUCUUACAGUAUAAAGAAAAUCAGGAGAUUGAUACCGCGGUCAAAGAGUUGGUGGAUAUGAUUAGAUCUGCCCAACAAGAUGAUGGAUAUUUGAAUAUUCACUUCACCGUGGUGGAGCCUGGAAAGAGAUUCACGAAUCUGAGGGAUCUACACGAAUUAUACAAUGCUGGUCAUUUGAUCGAGGCAGCGCUUGCACACAAUCAGUGUUAUGGGAAUAAUCUCUUACUAGAACCCAUUCUGAAAUACAUAGAUUUAUUAUCCUUGACAUUUGGACCAAACCCAGAACAAAAGCACGGAUAUCCUGGGCAUCCUGAGAUUGAACUUGCUCUUCUAAGAUUGUAUGAAAAGACUAGAGAUCCCAAGCAUCUAGAUUUCGCAAGAUAUUUCAUCGACGAGAGGGGAAAUCCAAAGGGGCAAGCUGGUCGGCAUUAUUAUGAUGUGGAGGCUGAAAUGAGAGGGGACCGGCCAGAUGAAAUGCCAAAAUAUUUUCCUGAAAAGCAAAGCUAUUGGUAUCAACAAGCACACAAGCCACUAGUUGAGCAAGAAACCAUUGAAGGUCAUGCUGUUCGAGCAAUGUACUUAUUGACAGCUGUGUCUGAUCUCGUACGAGUUGAUAACUCAGAAGAUACCAAGGCAAAAAGAACUGCAGUGGAACGACUAUGGAACAAUAUGGUACAAAAGAAAAUGUACCUGACAGGAGGUAUUGGAGCCAUAAAGCAAUGGGAAGGUUUUGGGAUCGAUAAUUUUCUACCUUCGAGCACUGAUGAGGGGGGAUGUUAUUCCGAGACUUGUGCUUCUAUAGGAGUCAUGAUGCUUGCCGAAAGACUUCUGCAGCUUGAUUUGGAUGGCAAAUAUGCGGAUAUCAUGGAAUUGUGUUUUUACAACGCCGUCUCCACUGGUAUGUCAGAAGAUGGAAGCAAAUUUACAUAUGUAAACCAGCUUGCGUCAAGCGAUACAGAUUUAUCCCGACGAGCAGAGUGGUUUACGUGCGCUUGCUGUCCACCUAAUGUUGCUAGACUUCUGGGAUAUAUUGGAGGAUAUCUCUGGACUUCCUCUAGCGAUGAAAAAAAUAAUACCGUAGAAGUAAAUGUCCACACUUAUGCUUCCGCAGUGUUAAGUAUUCCGGUAGGAGAGUACACGGUGCAACUCGAACAAAAGACAGAUUGGCCAUGGGACGGGAAUAUCCAAUUUGAGCUUAAGAGCCCCGAAGCAAUAUCAACAACAGUCAGACUAAGAAUACCCGGGUGGGCGGAAGAAUGGACAAUUUCUCCCGAAUUUGAACGAUACGGCUCAAAAGUAACGAAAGGGUACUUAACUCUUUCCCCGGACUAUCUGAGAACGAAUCCAUCUUUUCAGCUAAACAUCACUCUGAAACCGCGAUGUAUAUCACCACAUCCGUACACAAAUCAAAACAUCGUAGCGCUAGCUCGUGGCCCUAUACUCUACUGCGCGGAAGAUUUUGACAACCCAUGGGUAGAUGAUCACUUCAAGAGUCUCGUUCUAGAUACAGAGUGUGAAAUAACGGAAACCGACGUCAAUUCUGCUGAACCAUAUAAGGAAUUGACCGUACGUGAUGGUGCUACACUGUUUAAAAUCCCAGAACAGUCGGGACCAUAUCUAGCCCAUAACGAGGACAAUUUUGUCAAGGUUGAUAUUCGAAGGCUUCACUUUAUUCCAUACGCUCUUCGAGAUAACAGAGGUGGAAAAGGACAUAUGAGGGUAGGCAUGCGGCGAAAAACUACACGAGUGUAAACAAUGAUCAGAUUGUUGACCUCAAAUGCAUAUCAUGUGGAUUUUGUCAGGCACGAAUUUUGAUGUAGAAUAUUGAUAUCUGAUUCGCCAAAAUAAUAAUUCGUCUCAGAAGACGCUCAAAAAUCCA
Molecule: messenger RNA, 2282 nt
Organism: Botrytis cinerea B05.10
Lineage: Eukaryota; Fungi; Ascomycota; Leotiomycetes; Helotiales; Sclerotiniaceae
Exons: 7
Coding region: 155-2155 (666 amino acids)
Biological process (GO): carbohydrate metabolic process
Source: RefSeq, a predicted model, not a curated record